Molecule: messenger RNA, 1572 nt
Organism: Rhinichthys klamathensis goyatoka
Lineage: Eukaryota; Metazoa; Chordata; Actinopteri; Cypriniformes; Leuciscidae
Product: aminoacylase-1-like
Exons: 15
Coding region: 148-1410 (420 amino acids)
Biological process (GO): amino acid metabolic process
Cellular component (GO): cytoplasm
Molecular function (GO): aminoacylase activity
Source: RefSeq, a predicted model, not a curated record
GAGGACCCUGGAGCAAAGGUAAGUCAGAAGUUACCUUCAGAUAUAACUUAUCUGUUACGGAAGAAGACAGACUCUGUGAAGCUGUUCUUCACUGAUUAAGACACAAAUCAACUGCGAGCUCGAGCUAAAGCAGCCCAGUGGAGCGGGAUGUUGCCUGAUAAAGAUGGACCGAAUGGAGGCGGAGGAGUCCGGGACGGGCCCGGGACAGAAGACCCCUCAGUGACCCUGUUCAGAGAGUACCUGCGGCUGAGGACCGUCCACCCCGAGCCCGACUACGAUGGUGCUUUGAGAUUCCUGGAGCGGGUGGCAGGCGAGCUCGGCUUACCCAUGAAGAAGGUGGAGGUGUGUCCCGGUCGGGUCGUGGCCAUCAUCACAUGGGUCGGCACCAGGCCUGAGCUGAAGUCUGUGGUGCUGAACUCACACACUGAUGUUGUUCCUGUGUAUGAGGAACACUGGAAACAUGACCCGUUCGCUGCUGUGAAAGAUGCGGAGGGCAACAUCUAUGGCAGAGGCUCUCAGGAUAUGAAAAGUGUCACGAUACAGUACAUUGAAGCGAUUCGCAGACUAAAGGCUUCUGGGAAGAGGUUUUCUCGCACUAUCCAUUUAAUGUUUGUCCCAGACGAGGAGGUCGGCGGGCACAAAGGAAUGGAGACGUUUGUGAAGCACCCUGCGUUUGAGGAGUUGAACAUCGGUUUUGCCCUUGAUGAAGGUUUGGCAAACCCAACUAAUGCUUAUACUGUCUUCUACGGAGAGAGAAAUCCCUGGUGGAUCACCGUUCGCUGUCCAGGAAGUCCAGGUCACGGCUCCAGGUUUGUGGAGAACACGGCAGCAGAGAAACUACGGCGAGUUAUUAACUCCUUCCUGGAGUUCAGAGAGAAAGAGAAACAGCGGCUGAACACCAGCGAGUGCUUCACUCUGGGGGACGUCACCACCAUCAACAUGACCAUGGUGAAGGGGGGCGUGGCUUAUAACGUGGUUCCCGCGGAGAUGGACGUGAGCUUUGACUUGAGGAUCCCGCCCACUGUGAACCUGCCGGAGUUUGAAGAGAAGAUAAAAGCCUGGUGCAGAGAAGCUGGUGAAGACGUCACGUAUGAUUUUGCACAGAAACACAUGGAUCAGAACUUCACGUCGACGGAGGAGAGCGACCCCUGGUGGCACGCGUUCAGCUCCACCUGCACCGCCAUGAACGUGACUCUGAAGAAGGAAAUCUUCCCCGCCGCCACAGACAGUCGCUUCAUGAGGGAAGUGGGUCUUCCUGCCAUCGGCUUCUCCCCGAUGAACCUCACCCCCAUCCUGCUCCACGAUCACAACGAGUACCUGAACGAGCAGGUGUUCCUGCGGGGCGUCCAGGUGUACGAGCGUCUGGUGCCGGCCCUCGCCAGCGUGGCUCCUCUGAGCGGAGAAGUGUAGAUCACACACACACACACACACAGCUGCUUCACACAUAUCGACCGUAACACCAAAGAUCCGGCUGAUCCCAUAUAAUGAGGAUCUUUAAUGAACUCUUUAAUUAAGAGAAUAAUGUCUUAGAUUUGCUUUUAAGUCUUAAUUGUCUGCACAAAUAGAAGCUGC